AUGGUGGUCGUCGCGGGUCUUGCUGAGAUAAAGGUCGCUGCAUCAACGAGCGCGAGGCGUACGAGUAGGAAGGGGAAGAGGGAGACGAGCGCCGAGGACGAGAUGCUGCAGACACGGGGUGCCGCAACGGACACGCUCCACUGCCAAAGCGAAUACGCACCCUUCCGUACUCAGUACGGCGCCACCUAUGGCUACGAGACACUUCCCGAGUAUGGAGUCAACCACCCAUAUGAAGCAGGCAGUGGCCCCUCGCCGACCGCAUCCACAUUGAGUAUCGGACCUAUAUGCGUGGCCCACUCACUAGCCAACCACAGACUUGCACCAAAGCAGAUCUCACACCCAGGUGCGGCACCCGACCACGUCUCUGUGCAGACAGCACACCAACGUCGCGCGGGAGGCGACGAGGACGAGGACCGAGCCCCGAAGCGGCCCAGACACGCGGUGGACCCAGCGCCACCAGAUCCACGGACAGACCUCGUCACGAGCCAGCAAUGUCCACCAGACCACCGCAUACGCCGGCUGAAACGAGGCCUGGCACGCGGCGGGGACCCGGCCGCCCAGCGCGCCUUGGCGAGAGUCGGAGGUCGGAGGUUGCCGAGGCCACGGAGGGAAGGCGGGCUGCGCGAUGGCGAGCUGCGGUCGCCCCUAGAGGCGAUCCGAGGCCUUAUAGAGGCUGGCCGGUCGCAGUCAGACGACAUUGAGGACGGGAUCGAUCGCUGGGUGAAGCAGAACGAGGGGAUCGCUAUCGAUCCGACCCCUUCCGCUCUCCACUUCCUCGCCGCUCUCUGCAACGCUGCUCUCGACCCUGCGAUCAGUAUUGUGUCCGUGUACACACUCGCCGUCACGUACCGCGGAGUUCCCAUCAAGCGCGACGCCGAUGGCCACAGCUACACGAAUACGGCAAGAAAUCGAUGA
Messenger RNA from Heterobasidion irregulare TC 32-1, 915 nucleotides. RefSeq lists its product as uncharacterized. The record is from RefSeq and is a predicted model, not a curated record. Bases 1 to 915 code for a protein of 304 amino acids. The transcript is spliced from 6 exons. NCBI's taxonomy places the organism in Eukaryota, Fungi, Basidiomycota, Agaricomycetes, Russulales, Bondarzewiaceae.